Molecule: messenger RNA, 654 nt
Organism: Vigna radiata var. radiata (mung bean)
Lineage: Eukaryota; Viridiplantae; Streptophyta; Magnoliopsida; Fabales; Fabaceae
Exons: 1
Source: RefSeq, a predicted model, not a curated record
AGAAGACGUGUGUUAGAGAGGUGGACAAGUGGCAGAAUAGAAGUAUUGUAUAUAAAGAAAAGAAAGGUUGAAAAUGGAGAAGGAAGUAAGAGAAAGAUGGAGAAGGAGGGAAAAAGAGAGAGUGAAAAAGGGAAAGAAAGGCUUGAAGGGCUUCCGAUAGAGGAGAGUCCAUACCUGCAAUACAAGGAUCUGGAGGAUUAUAAGCAAGAGGGUUAUGGGACGCAAGGCCAUCAACAACCAAAGACAGGUCGUGGUGCUGGAGCUACUGAAGCACCCACUCUUUCUGGUUCUGCACCACCCACUGCCACUGCUGCAAAUAAUCCCAAAGGAAUUCCUUAAUCUACAUUUUCUAUUAUUAAACCUUUUAAAUUUCUGUUUCUACGUUUCUUCUCCAUGCUGUUAACUAGUUAUGCUACGUCUGCAAAUUUUCUAGUCCCCAUGGCCAAUCACGGUUUGAAGACGUCAAGAUGGAGAAGGAGGAUGUGUCUGAAAUUAGUAUUUUAGAGUUUUUAAUAAUGGCUAAAGUAGAAAUGUGUAGGAAGCAAAGAAGGGAGGUGCAGGAAGCAAAACAGGAUUACCAGAUUUCCUUUCUUCAGCCCAUAUGUAAAGAAACAUUCCAAAACUUAAAAAUAAUGUUGAAUUAACUUUUCAACU